Geodia barretti is the source of this 1438-nucleotide messenger RNA. The record is from the annotation of a GenBank genome assembly. NCBI's taxonomy places the organism in Eukaryota, Metazoa, Porifera, Demospongiae, Tetractinellida, Geodiidae.
UGCCCCAGAUGCAAGUGGAUGCCCCUAUAUUUUGGCGCGUAAGAGAGCAUAUUUUCAAAAACAUCUUUGGCAAGGCGCUGCCGAUCUAUUUCAAGAUAAAUGACUCCGAGCUGAUAGUUCGCUUCACGGUUUCUGGGUUGGAUUUCAGCCACCUGCCUGAAAUCCUCUAAAAUUUGGCUAUAGCGAUAAAGCGUUUUGCCAAUCUGUCUGUGGCGGAGUGUGAGCAUCCCACGGUAGAAAUAGGCAUCUACAUAGUCUGACUUCAGAGCGAGGGACGAAAAGGUUCAUGAGGGACCCGAUUCGAAUCCUUGUCAAGAAAGAGGAGCUGACUCUGGAGGGAAUCAAACAGUUCUACAUUCAAGUGGAGAAGGAGGAGUGGAAGUUGGACACUCUAUGUGACCUGUACGAGACUCUGACAAUCACGCAGGCCGUCAUCUUUGUCAACACGCGACGCAAGGUGGACUGGCUGACAGAGAAGAUGCAUUCCCGAGAUUUCACCGUCUCUUCAAUGCAUGGAGACAUGGACCAGAAAGACAGGGAGAUUAUCAUGAGAGAGUUCCGCUCCGGGUCCUCCCGUGUUCUCAUCAGUACGGACCUUCUCGCUCGAGGUAUUGACGUGCAGCAAGUGUCACUUGUCAUCAACUACGACCUUCCAGCUAAUAGGGAAAAUUACAUUCAUCGGUGAGCGGGGUUUUUGAUAAGGGAUUGCAUAUAUGGAGGAGAAGGGAGAAAGGGUUAAAUGUGAGAGAGGGAGAAAUUUUUCCUUCCUACAUUAAAGGAUCGGUCGUGGUGGACGUUUUGGCCGAAAGGGAGUGGCCAUCAACUUCAUCACUAGGGACGACGAGCGUGCCCUGAAAGACAUAGAGCAAUUUUACAAUACCCAGGUGGACGAGAUGCCCAUGAACGUCGCUGACCUCAUCUAGCUCCAAAUAAAGCCCCCAACUUCACCAAUAAUUAUCCUCGUUAUCACUGUUAAUUAGUCAAAAAAUGUAAAAAAAUUACACGUAAUUCGACAAGUGAUAAGUGGGAAAAAAAGGAAAACUGAAAAGACUAGGUAACUAAGCUUUUUACUUGUAUUGUGAUAUUUAUUGUUGUAUGUGAUUCUGUACAGAAUGUUUACAAGAUUAGGUUUACACUUGAAAACAAUAUCGUUGAAUUUUAGGGUAUAAUGGACGAUAAUAAGCUAUCUAGGUAUAUUGUAGUAAGAGUUGUUGUCGAGCUAGCAGCGUAAUAAGCAGUAGCUAUAGCUUGCUUCGUUGGGGAACACAAGUACAAAGGAAAGCUGAUAAUUCCGUUCAAUAAAGUUGCUCAUUCUCGCGGGUUGAUUCAGAGACGGAGCUCAAAGGGGCUGAUCAAAAGGUAAUGGCUUCAUUAGCGCUAGCACCUGGCGUUGCAACUCGGGCUCCCGCCGACCGCACUAGAGUUCUAACACGGCCUG